AUUUCAGCUCUUUGGGUGAAAGAACUCGCACUUCCGGUAUCUCCCAAAUUGAACUGAUCGGACCCGUGAAAGCUGUGUGGUAUCUUCCUCUCUGUGUCAACAUCACUAAAAAUGUCUGCAGGUCCUGCUGUGGUGAUGAGGGUGGUGGCUUCAGCCUAUGCUGUGGCUGAGAAGGCCGGGGCCAUUGUGAGGAAGGUGCUUCACAGUGGAGAGCUUGGCAUUGUGGAAAAGACCGGAGCGAACGAUCUGCAGACACUGGCAGACAGACUGGCACAGCAGAGCAUCUGUGCGUCACUUUCCAGACGUUUUCCGAAACUCACCAUCAUCGGAGAGGAGGAGCUUCCAGCUGAGGAAAUAAAGGAAGACCUCAUUGAGAGCGGCCACUCAGAGGAAAUCCUUCAGAAGACAUGUCCAGCAGAGUAUAGCGGGCUGAAAGAGGAGGAGCUAGUUGUGUGGGUCGAUCCCCUCGAUGGCACAAAGGAAUACACUGAAGCGUCGAGGUGUCUCCACCACCACACUGAGGCCCAGAUACCAAACAAAUGGUCGGACACCUCUCAGCUUCACAGCACAGCUCUCUGGCUCCUGGAUAAUGUGACGGUGCUCAUUGGUAUCGCAUACGGAGGCAAAGCUAUAGCAGGUGUCAUCAACCAGCCUUUCUACAACUACCAGCUCGGAGCAGGAGCCACUUUAGGAAGAACCAUGUGGGGAAUGCUGGGAUUGGGCGCCUUUGGAUUUCAGCUGCAGGAAGUUCCAGGAGACAAACGCAUCGUCACCACCACACGUUCCCAUAGCAACAAGCUGGUAACGGACUGUGUAGACGCCAUGGAGCCUCACGAAGUUGUAAAAGUGGGUGGAGCUGGAAACAAGAUCAUCCAGCUCGUUGAAGGGAAGGCUUCUGCUUAUGUCUUUGCCAGUCCAGGCUGCAAGAAGUGGGACACGUGCGCUCCUGAGGCCAUUCUGCACGCUGUUGGAGGUAAACUGACUGACAUGCACGGCAAUGCAUACCGCUAUAAUGCUAAUGUAAAGCACAUGAAUUCUGCCGGCGUUCUCGCAACGCUACGCAACCACGAGUACUACAUCAGCAGGGUGCCACAGUCAGUGCUGCAAGCCCUCAAGUCAGAUUGAGGUCUGUGUCUGUCUGACAUCACACUAAUGCCCCUCGUGGUCCAGAGAUUCAGCACUUUAAAUUCAUCCACACAUGCAGGAAUCUACUCUGUGAAAAUGUCAUUAAAUCUUAAAUAGAACAUGAUUUCAAACUCA
This is a messenger RNA of Epinephelus fuscoguttatus (brown-marbled grouper), 1260 nucleotides long. RefSeq names its product bisphosphate nucleotidase 1 (gene bpnt1). Gene Ontology annotation, molecular function: 3'(2'),5'-bisphosphate nucleotidase activity. The record is from RefSeq and is a predicted model, not a curated record. Gene Ontology annotation, biological process: phosphatidylinositol phosphate biosynthetic process. The transcript has 10 exons. NCBI's taxonomy places the organism in Eukaryota, Metazoa, Chordata, Actinopteri, Perciformes, Serranidae. Bases 112 to 1125 code for a protein of 337 amino acids.